CUGAUGAUUAUUAGAAACACACAAAUUAUUAGGUUCACAAUUAGUAGAUAUCAAUUGUGAUUGCCUUAGUUUAGUUGAAAUUAUUUUUCCCAAAAAAAAAGGUUAAUUCAGACACAUUCGUGAGACCCCACUAGAUAUCAAAUUGCUUGCCAGAAAGGCUUCACAAAACUGGCUCCGCGAUUGUCGUCUUUGUCAGUAAAUGACCAAAUAUAAAAACACCUAUUUUUCCCCUGCUGUGAACUACCAUUCUUGUGCUCUGUUUUGUUCUUUCGGCCAUUUUCACAAACACCUUCUGGGUUGCAGAAAGCUAUGCCAUAUUGCCAUGGCCAGGCCGCAAAAGCGCUACCGUGGUGUAAGACAAAGGCAUUGGGGCUCUUGGGUUUCUGAAAUUCGUCAUCCUUUAUUGAAAACAAGAAUUUGGCUGGGGACAUUUGAAACCGCGGAGGAUGCAGCGAGAGCUUAUGAUGAAGCUGCAAGAUUAAUGUGUGGCCCAAAAGCAAGAACGAAUUUCCCCUUCAAUCCAAAUGCAAUUCAGUCGUCGAGUUCGAGGAUUUUAUCGGCUAAUUUGACUGCCAAAUUGCAUAGGUGUUAUAUGGCUUCUUUGCAGAUUAGUAACCAAGUUUCAGGGGAGUUUAAAAGAGACGUUACGGCGCCGUUUCCGGAACCGGCGCCGCUGCCUUGUGGCGGAGUGGCGAGUUCGGUGGUGGAGGAGAUUGGGACGUUGGUGGAGCAAGGGCCGUGUGCGGCGGAUUGGAUGGUGAGAAGCGUGAAAAUAGAAAGUGAAUUUGGGGAAUUGAAAUUGUUGGAAGAUGAUCACAUUGAACAAAUGAUUGAGGAGCUUCGUUAUUACGGAUCCAUGGAGUUUUGUUUGUGAUCCAAUUGAGAUUUAUAAAUUGUAAAUUAUAGGUUUUAAAUCGUUUUUUCUCUUAAGCUAUCAAACAAUUUUGUCAUACAAUGUUUAUUUUCUUUGGAACCAAUGCAUCUAUCUUUAAUUUGUU
Molecule: messenger RNA, 998 nt
Organism: Benincasa hispida (wax gourd)
Lineage: Eukaryota; Viridiplantae; Streptophyta; Magnoliopsida; Cucurbitales; Cucurbitaceae
Product: ethylene-responsive transcription factor ERF003-like
Biological process (GO): regulation of DNA-templated transcription
Molecular function (GO): DNA-binding transcription factor activity; DNA binding
Source: RefSeq, a predicted model, not a curated record